Jatropha curcas is the source of this 1998-nucleotide messenger RNA. RefSeq names its product LYR family of Fe/S cluster biogenesis protein. Gene Ontology annotation, biological process: mitochondrial respiratory chain complex II assembly. Gene Ontology annotation, cellular component: mitochondrion. The record is from RefSeq and is a predicted model, not a curated record. Lineage: Eukaryota; Viridiplantae; Streptophyta; Magnoliopsida; Malpighiales; Euphorbiaceae.
ACUCUCAGCGGCACCGAUCCCUCUCUCUCUUCGAUUUCUCAGCCAUCACCUUAGCUGACCGGCGUUGAACCAGUUGCAGUCCAUCUCCUCCUCACCAUCACGCCGCUGGUCCCUUUCUCUCUCCCUUUCCUUUCUAGUUCAAUGUCGCAAGCGAGAGGAGCUGCGAUUUCGAUCGACAGCUCUCUCUCUCUCUCUCUCUCUCUCUCUCUCUCUCCUUCGCGUUUUUCCGGCGAGCUUCACGCGAUCAGUCGACUGUAUCCUUCUCCGUCGACGACGAGGCUUGAAAGCAACUCUCUCUUUCUUUUUCCGGCGACGUAGCAGGGAAACGCUGCGAUUUCCCUAUCGCUAGUGUGGUUCUUGUCCACUUUCCGGCGAGACUAGUUGAAGGCCAGCCGUUUUGGCCCUUCCCCGCCACCGAAAGUUCCACCAGCCACCUCAAGUUGUCUUUUCGGCGAACACAGCUGCUGUUUCCGGCCAAGCCAACCAGGCAGUGUAGCAGUUUGGGUAUUUCCUGGUAGAAGAGUUUGCUCAAUUUGGGGCUAUUAAAGUAAUUUCAUCUUGAAUAGUGAAAUUUUCACCCCCUCUAUUGCCAAUUUUCCUUCCAAUUUGGAGUGAUUACAUCUGGGUGGGCCCAGGAGGAAAAUACCCAUUAAAAUCAUUCCUUCCUAAACAAGAGAAAGUAACUUUUCCUUCUUAUUUUCUACCCAAAUUUUCCUUCGUCCCGUUUCCAAACAGAGUGUUAAUCUUAUUUUUCCUCAAUUACAUGCAGAGAUAUUCCAAUUGUUUUACUGAACAGUAAGAAAUUUGAUACUGUAGUUAGUUACCCAUUAAAAUAAAAUGUUCCAAGCUGUUCUACGGCGUCGUUUUUCCACGGAAAUCUUACUUGGGAAAGAGACCGAUAAAGCCGCAAAAUAGUAGAUUGCUGUUCAAACGCCAAUCAACUAUUAGGGUUUUAAUUUUCGAAUCUAGAUUGUAAAGAUCAACCUCCAUUAUAUUGAAUCUGAAGUCCAUUUGCAGAAAGUGUCUCUUCUUCUUUUAUAUAUCGAUUUGAGAAGAUGCCAUGGCAGCUCCUCGUGGGCCAAAACUCUCAGGAAUGCAAAAGCAAGUUCUUAGCUUAUAUAGAGCAUUUCUACGAGCUGCUCGUUUAAAAUCACCUGAAGAUCGGCGCCAAAUUGAAUCGAUUGUAUCAUCUGAGUUCCGCCGCAACUCCACGCAAGUAGAUCGCAAGAAUUUCCUCUAUAUUGAGUAUUUGCUUCGCCGGGGUAAGAAACAGCUUGAUCAGAUCAGGAGUCCUGAUACUGUUUCAUUGUCCUCUUUCGACCUCAAGAAGCCUUGAAUUUCAAUUUGAGAUAAUACUGAUUUUAAUUGUUUUUUUCAUUAUUGGGGGAAAGAAUUACCUAAUCGUGGUCUGCUAUUCAUUUAAGAAUUGGGAAAAAAUGUUACCAAAUUUCUUCCAGAUUCUUGAAUGGUGGUUGGGUUUAAACUUGGCAACCAAUACCCUAUUUUGAAUGUGCGCGACUGCAAUUUGAUAAUUUCAAAUGACAUUGAUGUGUAAUGUGUUGUUGAAGAGGCUAAUAAGGUUAAAGGGGUUUCUCCUUUUAUUGUUUGUUUUGAGUAUUGAUAAAUUUUUUUUUUUAUUUAUUUGUGUGUUUUUUGUUUUAUGCUUACUACCCUUAUCAACUGGGAAACUGUAAUGCUCGAUGGGUUUUGGGGUGGUUUUCGGCAGGGGAAAGAGAAUGGGUGUCUUUUGUGGAAUGGAGUUUUGAGAUAUGAGAAUUUAGCCUAUUGGAACUUUUCAGCUUGGAGUAAGGGCAUAAAAAAAAGUUGUUGGGUCCUAAAUCUGUGAACACUGGUGUGAAACGAAGGUGAGUAGGUGUUGGUUUUUUUAUGGGAAUAUUUUAAGCAUCUGUGAUAUGCCUACUUUUCUUUUUCUUUGAGAUGAGAAUGUCUUAUUUUGCUAAUCCUUUAAAUAAGAGUUUUCAAGUGUUUUUGUUUGGA